Messenger RNA from Alternaria burnsii, 2031 nucleotides. RefSeq names its product indoleamine-dioxygenase alpha type. The record is from RefSeq and is a predicted model, not a curated record. NCBI's taxonomy places the organism in Eukaryota, Fungi, Ascomycota, Dothideomycetes, Pleosporales, Pleosporaceae. Gene Ontology annotation, biological process: 'de novo' NAD+ biosynthetic process from L-tryptophan. Gene Ontology annotation, molecular function: indoleamine 2,3-dioxygenase activity; heme binding; metal ion binding. The coding region runs from base 1 to 2031 and encodes 676 amino acids. Gene Ontology annotation, cellular component: cytoplasm. The transcript is spliced from 4 exons.
AUGCUUCCCGCUCUACCUCGGUUGGGCGAUUAUGACAUAUCAGCUCGGAACGGCUUCUUGCCUGAUGAGAUACCCAUCGACGUUCUACCAGAUCGCUACUACCAGCCAUGGGAGACAAUUGUGCGCAACUUCCAGAGUCUGAUCCUGGCCAAGCGGCUACGUCGGAUAGUAGAUGCACUUCCAGUACUCGAGACCGACCUCCUUCUCACGAAAGCUGAGUGGCAGCGAGCCUAUUCCAUCUUGGGAUUCAUUGCCCAUGGGUAUGUUUGGGGCGGUGACAAGCCCGCCGAUAUUGUCCCGCCCUCUAUCUCGAUACCUUUCAUGGAAACGUGCAGACACCUGGAACUGCCACCGGUGGCAACCUUUGCAGGGGUAUGCCUGUGGAAUUGGCGACCUAUGUUCGAUGGCGAGCCUGCGGAUACACUGGACAACCUUGCAACGCACAUGACCUUCACUGGCUCAAUGGACGAAUCAUGGUUUUACCUGGUGUCUGUAGCGAUAGAAGCGAGAGCUGGACCAGUUAUUCCGAUGAUGAUCGAAGCUAUCGCGGCAGCUAGACGUGGCGACAGCAACACAGUCGUGCACUGUUUACGAUCCUUUGCGGAGCGACUUGACGAGAUAGGUGCUCUUUUGGAGCGCAUGUACGAGAGUUGCGACCCACACGUCUUCUACCACCGCAUCCGACCAUUCCUAGCUGGAAGUAAAAACAUGGCGGACGCGGGCCUUCCAAAUGGAGUCAUGUUUAAUGAUGGCACUGGUCAACAGCCAUAUGUGCAAUUCAGUGGUGGCAGCAACGCUCAGAGCUCGACCAUUCAGUUCUUCGACAUCGUCCUAGGGGUUGAGCAUAGACCUACUGGUGAGAAGCAGACUAACAUAGAAAACCCUGCUUCAUCUGGACCUUCGCAUGGUUUCAUCCAGGAUAUGCGGAACUAUAUGCCUGGACCUCACCGUAGGUUCCUGGAGCAUAUGGAGAGCAUUGCAAACAUCCGGGAAUACGUUACAGCAAAUCGCAAGGAUCGGGCCCUUACCACUGCCUACGACGCAUGCCUGGCCAUGCUGCGAAGUCUGCGGGAUAAGCACAUCCAACUCGUCUCGCGGUACAUCAUCAUCAAGUCGCGUGAGACACAGUCGCACGCCCGAUCGGUUUCGCCUAAGCAAGCAAACAACCAGCGCGUCAACCUCGCCAACACUAUGGCCCGUACAGGAAGCAAAAAGCUCCGUGGUACGGGAGGUACAGCUUUAAUUCCAUUCCUGAAGCAAGCGCGGGAUGAGACGGGCGAGCCGGCAAUCGAUGCGUGGGCAAAGCGAUUACUCAACAACGGGCCAGCAGAGAUUGGUGCGUCCUUUGGUGUUGACGAUGGCGUUGCGCGGCUAGGAAAGAUUGCAGAGGGUUUCAAUGGGCAAGUUGAGAUUGAUCAAUACAAUUACAGCUCUCUCAAAUACACUCGAGAUCCUCAAUCCACGACAGAACACAACUACACAACUAUGUCUUCAAACAAGGACCAUACCUCGACUUCUCAGUCCUACUUGGACCAAGCCACAGGCGCUGUCCAGAGCGCCAUCGGCUCUCUGACGGGUAACACCGCCGACAAGGCUCAAGGCGAGAACCGCAAAGACACCGCGGCCGCCGAGCAUGAUCUCUCUCACUCAGCCGCCAAAGCCGGUCCCUUCUCCGUAACCCCCUCAGGCGGCGUCGCAAAGGAUAACUCGGACCGCACCGAAGGCUCAUGGAACCAAAACAUGGGCGCCGCAAAAGAAGCGCUCGGCGGUCUUGUUGGUGCCGAGGGCCUCAAGCAGCAGGGCAUUCAGCAGAACAAGGAGGGCAAGGAGCAAGAAGCUGCUGGACAGGUCAACGACCUGGGCAAGGGCAUCGGAGAUAGGCUUGGUGGUACGAUUGGUGGUGCUGUUGCAGGUUUGACCGGCAAUGCAGCGCAAAAGGAAGAGGCGCAACGGCAGCAUGAUGAGGGAAAGGCGCGGCAGAGGGGUGUCGAAGCAGACUUGCAAAAGCAGGCUGAGGCCGAGAGGCGCUAA